Aegilops tauschii subsp. strangulata is the source of this 2011-nucleotide messenger RNA. RefSeq names its product UDP-glucose 6-dehydrogenase 2. Gene Ontology annotation, biological process: glycosaminoglycan biosynthetic process. Gene Ontology annotation, cellular component: nucleus. The record is from RefSeq and is a predicted model, not a curated record. Gene Ontology annotation, molecular function: UDP-glucose 6-dehydrogenase activity; NAD binding. NCBI's taxonomy places the organism in Eukaryota, Viridiplantae, Streptophyta, Magnoliopsida, Poales, Poaceae.
ACUGGCUGAAAGGAGGUGCUCGAUGGAUCUGCCCGAAUCAGUGUAGGAACGUCAAGUGUGGGGGUUACCAUGCAUCUAGCUGCAUUCGCUCCCAGCCGUGCGUUCACCACCCACCACGCCAGCAGCGCCACAUCUCGUUUCCUUUCUUGUUCACUAGACCAUUUGAUUCCUUCCCUUCUCCUCCUUGUUCCUCCCAAGGACCCAAGGUUUGUAUCUCUGUUUCUAUCUCACUUACGGGAGGUUUUGGCUCGUCCAUCCGAUUUUCUUUGGAAGUGCAUCUUUCGUGGCGCGCCUAAGUACCUUUGAUCAAUUGUAGUAGUUGCAGGGGAAAGCAGAGAGGGGAGACAAAUGGUGAAGAUCUGCUGCAUCGGCGCGGGCUACGUGGGCGGCCCGACGAUGGCGGUGAUCGCGCUCAAGUGCCCGGACGUGGAGGUGGUGGUGGUGGACAUCUCCGAGGCGCGCAUCGCCGGCUGGAACAGCGACCGCCUCCCCAUCUACGAGCCCGGCCUGGACGACGUCGUCAAGCGGUGCCGCGGCCGCAACCUCUUCUUCAGCACCGACGUGGAGCGGUACGUGGGCGAGGCGGACGUCGUCUUCGUCUCCGUCAACACCCCCACCAAGACCCGCGGCCUCGGCGCCGGCAAGGCCGCCGACCUCACCUACUGGGAGAGCGCCGCGCGCAUGAUCGCCGACGUCUCCCGCUCCGACAAGAUCGUGGUCGAGAAGUCCACCGUGCCCGUCAAGACCGCCGAGGCCAUCGAGAAGAUCCUCGCCCACAACGGCCGCGGCGUCCGCUACCAGAUCCUGUCCAACCCGGAGUUCCUCGCCGAGGGCACCGCCGUGCGGGACCUCUUCGCGCCCGACCGCGUCCUCAUCGGCGGCCGGGAGACCCCCGAGGGCCAAGCCGCCGUGAAGGUCCUCAAGGACGUGUACGCGCGCUGGGUCCCCGAGGACCGCAUCAUCACCACCAACCUCUGGUCGGCCGAGCUGUCCAAGCUCGCCGCCAACGCCUUCCUCGCGCAGCGCAUCUCCUCCGUCAACGCCAUCUCCGCGCUCUGCGAGGCCACCGGCGCCGACGUCACCGAGGUGGCCUGCUCCAUCGGCAAGGACUCGCGCAUCGGCCCGCGCUUCCUCUCCGCCAGCGUCGGCUUCGGCGGCUCCUGCUUCCAGAAGGACAUCCUCAACCUCGUCUACAUCUGCGAGUGCUACGGCCUCCCCGAGGUGGCGGACUACUGGCGGCAGGUCAUCGGCAUCAACGACUACCAGAAGAGCCGCUUCGUCAACCGCGUCGUCUCCUCCAUGUUCAACACCGUCGCCGGGAAGAAGGUGGCCGUGCUGGGGUUCGCCUUCAAGAAGGACACCGGCGACACGCGCGAGACGCCGGCCAUCGACGUGUGCCGGGGCCUGCUCGGGGACAAGGCCGUCGUCAGCAUCUACGACCCGCAGGUGACGGAGGAGCAGGUGAGGCGCGACCUCGCCAUGAACAAGUUCGACUGGGACCACCCGCGCCACCUGCAGCCCGUGGGCGAGCCCGCCGAUCAGCCCGUCGCCGUCACGUCGGACGCGUACGAGGCCGCCCACGACGCGCACGCCGUCUGCAUCCUGACCGAGUGGGAGGAGUUCAGGAACCUCGACUACAGGCGCAUGUAUGACCUCAUGCAGAAGCCGGCUUUCGUCUUCGACGGCCGCAACAUCGUCGACCCGGAGAAGCUCCGGGACAUCGGAUUCAUCGUAUACGCCAUUGGCAAGCCGCUUGAUCAGUGGCUCAAGGACAUGCCAGCCGUCGCCUCCUGAAAGGCGAUGCACACUGAUACAUAGCCGCGCGUCGGCGAGCGCUCUUCUUCUCGAUUAAUACAGAGUUUUGUAGCCCUCGUAAGCCUUGUCAAAAGGUGUAGAAUACUAGCUUUGCUAUUGAGUUGUAUAUAUAAGAUUCUUUAUAUAUCCGGGAACUAAGCCUGGCUCAGCCGGUUAGAUUCUUUGCGUGUUUCUAAAGGAAAGCUUUUAUAUCUAA